AUGGCCUCGGCCUCAUCGCAGCUCAACGCCGUUUCCCACAACCGUUUCACGGCCCUUGCUACGGAAGACAUGGACUUUUGUGCUGGCGGCAACGACACUACGACCACCGACACGAUCAACGACCAAGAGGUGCUGCGCAGCACCGGCCGCACCACAGUCGCGGUGCGCGGCAACGACUUACACCCAAGCGACAUCGUGGGAUGGAAAACCUCCGGAAGACAAGACAUGCGGCAAAGUCGGCCAUCGGCCGAUGUAUGCCCCACACCGGAAACCAAGAUCUGUUUUGCGUGUGGCGCGCUUAACCCGGCGGCAGACCACGCGGCGCGGUGCAAGCCACGUUGCAAGCUGUGUAACGGAGCCCACGCCACGGGCGCGGAAGGCUGUACGAACAAGUACAAGGUGCCCUUCGUAGUUACUCAGCGCAGAUGGGAGCGCAGAAAUGCGGGGCCAACGUUUUCGUCGCAAGACUUCCCGCAGCUGCCACCGCAACAACAGCAACAACAGAACGAAGCACAUCUAUCAAAGAAAAGACGCAGCCGCUCGAGGAAGCGGGACAAAAGCAGGGAACGCUCGGCGAGCCGCGGCAGAAGCACCGACGGCAAGCGCAGCGAGAACAUGCACGUAGCUCACGCGAAGCACAACACCGUCCAGUCACUACGCAACGAAAACGACCAGCUCAAGCGAUGCAUCGCCGAACAGAGAGCUCAAAUGCAAGAGAUGAACGCCAAGUUGAACCAACUCAUCAACGCGCAGCAGCAGCAGCAGCAGCAGCAGCAGCAGCAGCAACAACAGGCGACUCCGACACCGCCGACGUCGCCGCCGCAGAUUCAACCAAGACCCCCAACGCCAACGGAAAACAACACAAACUCAGCCAUGGAGGUACAAGCCCCAGUUACCACGGAAGCUAACAGCGCAGAACCCAAAACGAUCGACGUAGCUAAGACAAGCGAACCGGCACCCAAGAAGCGAGCGCUCGAACACAUACGUGAACGAAGAGUCAACACUAGGCUGGACAGCAUAGAAGAACGUCAAGAUCGACUGGAACAGACCAUGAAAGCCAACUACGAAACCCUGAGCCAAGCCAUCAAGGCUACUAACGGUCGCCUCGAUGCUACCAACGCACGCCUCGACACGUUGGUGACACCCAUACAUGAUCACGAGCUGCUACCCAACGGCGCCAUCGAGCACACCACGGUCGAAAUCGUCACCAGGAAGCGCAAGCGACGUGAAAGCACUUUUAUAAUCAACGUGUACAGCAAUCCGAAGCACUUCCAGCAAAAAUUCCGCACUCUUGUGCACAAAGCGCAACAGCUCGCGGGCUCCAACGUAACCCUACUGUGUGGAGACUUCAACGCUCAACAUACGGCAUGGGGGUAUCCAUACACGACGGCGAAGGGCCACAGCCUCUACGACGAAACAAUGGACGCAGGUUACCAACUGCUAAACGACCCCAACGCACCUACGAGAAACGGAACGUCGUCGCAACGAGACACAAACCCGGACCUCGCCUUCAUAAGCACGGCCUCGGCACUGCGUGGCGUCACGUGGCGGAACACCGGGGAGACGUUGGGAAGUGACCACUGUAUACUCGAAAUUACAAUACCCAUCGCAGAGAGCACGCAAAGAGCACAGCAACAGCAAAUCGUCGACUGGCACGAGUACAGAAAGAAAUUAGAAGACAACGUUACGGAAACAAUUGAAAACAUAGAAGCAUGGACCAACAUGUUGAACGCCACGACCAAAGACGCCACUCAGACGGUAGAAGCGGAGCCGGAGGCUACGAUGCUGGACAGCAGACUAGCCCACCUCAUGGAAGCCCGCAACUCGCUGAGACGGCGCUGGAAACGUCAACGCCACAACAGAAAACUACGCAAACGUAUAGCACAACUCAACAGAGACAUCGAGCAUCACAGCGCAGUCCUCUGCAGACAGCAGUGGCACGCGGUGUGUCAAGAAGCCGACGGUCAACUACACAAAGGCAAGACGUGGCGCCUGCUACGCCACUUGCUCAACGAUCAGACAACCAAGGGAGCUCAGCAUUACAUGCUGAACAAGACCAUUCACAAAGCCGUCAAAGAAAUUGGAGAGGAUGAGGUGCAACGACGCCUGGACGCCAAGUAUCUUCCCGUAACGCCAACGGACCCACUCCCCAGCUACGAAGAGGCUACCAACGAGAGACUGGAUGCCGACAUCGAAGAAUGGGAAGUGCGAGCGGUUCUACAAACAAUUAACUGUAAAUCGGCGUCCGGACUGGACCAAGUCACCAACAAGGCAUUGAGGAACUUGAACGACACGGCAAUCGAAGCCCUCACCAAGUACUACAACCAGUGCUGGCGGACGGGCAAGCUACCACAACAAUGGAAGACCGCGAAAACGGUCCUGAUCCCCAAACCGGGCAAACCACCCAGCAUAGACAACCUGAGACCCAUCUCUCUAACGUCGUGCGUGGGCAAGGUGCUGGAACACAUCCUACUCAACAGAUGGCAACAUUAUUUGGAAGACUCCAACAUAUAUCCACAUACAAUGCUGGGGUUCCGGGCCAAACUGUGUACUCAGGACGCCAUGCUGUUACUCAAGAACGAAAUCGUGGACAGACAGUUUCCCACGUUGGAUAACAGAGCGGUGCUCGGGCUGGAUCUCCAGGGAGCAUUCGACAACGUACACCACUCGGCCGUUCUUCGGCAGGUGUCCCACCUCAACAUGGGGGAGAGGACGUUCGCUUACAUCAAAGAUUUCCUGACCAACCGCACCACGCGGCUUGUGGCAGGAGAACUACAAUUACCGCUCAAGCAGCUGGGGAGCAAGGGGACCCCGCUGGGCUCGGUGAUCUCCCCUCUGUUGUUCAACCUCGUCAUGAUAGGCGUUGCAAGAAGAUUGGAACAUGUUAGAAACAUCAAGUACACGAUCUACGCGGACGACAUCACGCUGUGGUCAACGGGAGGAAGCGACAGCCAGAUCGAGGCAGCCCUCCAAGAAGCUGUCGUCGCCGUAGAAGAACACCUACGACCCACCGGACUCAAAUGCACACCAACCAAGUCGGAACUGCUAGUGAUCUCACUGCAAAGUGCGCGACGCCCGACAACGCAGGACAUCAACGUGGUAACCCAAGACGGAACGCCGAUACCGCACGUACAGACGCUCAGAGUUUUGGGGAUGCACCUCCAGGACCUGAACCGCAACAACGUGACGAUACAGAAGCUCCACGCAAAGCUCUCGCUGGCCACCCGCUUACUCAAGAAGGUGGCCACGCGGUACCAGGGCAUGAGAGAAGACAGUCUACUACGACUCACCCAGUCGUUUGCAGUCAGCCACAUCUCUUACGUUGCGUCGUUCCACAAUUGGAAAGCGGCGGAGAAGAUGAAGAUUGACGCGAUGAUCAGAAAGGCGUACAAGACGGCCCUGGGCCUAUACCCCCACACCAACACGGAACGCAUGCUCGCGUUGGGCGUUCACAACACGCUUGAAGAAAUCGCAGAAGCCCAGCGAACGGCGCAGUAUCACCGCCUGUCCCAGACCAGGACGGGAAGAACGAUACUACAACGCAUCGGAAUCAACGCGCCAGCGACGACCCCGGAGGUAGCAAAGCAGCUACCCCGGGACGUUCUCCAAAGACUGAGGGUACCACCCUUACCGAAGCAAAUGCAUCCGCAAGUAAACCAAGAAAGAAGAAUGGCGAGAGCCACGGUCCUCACAAAGGGUCACGCCAACGAUCCGCGCGCGUACUACGUGGACGUGGCGAAGUAUCCCCACCGGCCAAACACGUACGCAGCAGCAGUCAUCGCUGCAGACACCGGAGUACUCACAACGUCGGGAAGCAUACGGUGCAAGUCGCCCACGCAAGCCGAGGAGUUUGCAAUCGCACUGGCACUAGCGAUCCCGGAUUGCCGCACGAUCCUCAGCGACUCGAAGCCGGCAAUAGUCAACUUUGCUACAAACAACGUCCAUGGAACCACUGCAAGGGUAUGUUCAACGAUAGCAAGACCGGAAACCAACGUUACCGUCAAGUGGUUCCCUGCGCACGCCGGGGAGCUGGACGCGGGCCCGAACCGCAACGAGGAGGCAGAUACGGAGGCACACGCGCUAACUAGCCGCGGGUCUCCGUCAACGCAUUCCUCGGAGCCGCAACGACCCGAUGCCGAAGACGAAGAGUAUUCCAUUACAACCUACGGCGACGUUCUGCAGUGGUACAGAACGAGCAGACGCCUCUACCCACCACCUCACCGAGACCUACAACGCAGCGAAGCAGCCACACUACGGCAGUUGCAAGUAUACACCACGGAUAUAUGCCAACACUGCAAGAAGGCGCGCGCCACCCAGAGACACCUCCUCUGGGACUGUGCGCCACCGCCGGGUAACCAAGAAGCAAUGCCAACUGCCAUCAGCAGCAAGAUCAUCAGCCGAGAGCCAGGCAACCAAAGAGACGUGGUCCAGCACGUGCUUAGCAUCCUGGAACGCCAGCGGCCGAAAGCGGCGCCCCCACGGGUUUGA
This is a messenger RNA of Dermacentor silvarum, 4488 nucleotides long. RefSeq lists its product as uncharacterized. Gene Ontology annotation, molecular function: catalytic activity; nucleic acid binding. The transcript has 4 exons. Lineage: Eukaryota; Metazoa; Arthropoda; Arachnida; Ixodida; Ixodidae. The record is from RefSeq and is a predicted model, not a curated record. Bases 1 to 4488 code for a protein of 1495 amino acids.